UAUGACUGUAUCCAUCACGUGUAACAUAUUUUAGGUUAAUAUUGCAAUUUGGGAUUCAAUUUUCUGGAAUUAUAAUAUUUCUACAGGAUAUAAGGAUCAAGAAUGUUUCCAUUUUGGUGCGGAAUAAUUUUCUACCUAAUUUGUUCGGUGCAAGGAAAGACUCCCUACUGCACGAAAUUUACGGGCACAGCAAGUCCAAACGAUCCUACACUGCCAGAUCUACCGGACCAGUUUCAAGCAACAAUAGAGGCAAAUUUUGUCAACAAAAACUACACCAUUACAGCGUAUGAAUAUUUUGACAACCCCGGAAACCGUGCAGCAAUACGAGCAAAGAAAAACAACACAGACAAUAUUUCACUUUUCGAUUACACAAACAACCAAGUUACCUAUAUAUAUGGUAAAACAUGCAAAGUGAAGAUUCUCACGAAGGACCAGACGGAUGUAUUUUUCGGAAACCUCUCCAAGAAUGGUAUUCCUCACAUCCUAAACACACAAGGCGCGCUACAUAUUUUGAAAUCAUCCGGGCAGCAAUAUCAUGGAAGAGAUAAGGUUCGGGGCAUUACGGUUGACCACUGGCAAUCUUGUCUGUACUGGCCGCAACUUCGAGCAAACUUUACUCUUGACUACUACUUUUCUGUGGAAAACUGGAAAGAUCCGGUGGCUUAUCCGAGGAUUCCCGUCCGAGCAUAUGUUAAAGGAGUACAGACUGAUUUCACAGGAGUCGUGUCAAAUGUUGAACAUUACUAUGAUUACAUUGACUUUAGAACAAGUGUUGAUGAUCCGACAGUGUUUGAGCCGCCCCUUGGAGUAGUGUGUCCAGGACGCGUAAAUAAACCAACACCGGAAGUAAAGAACUAUUUUCAUGCAAAAAUAGAAACAGUUGAUGCUGCAACCACUACUAUAUACGAAACCGAUUUUUGGUACGACAGAACAAAGAACAUUGCUCGACGUGAUGUUAGACUCCCAGCACAAGUAGCUGGUAUAGCAAAAGACACACUUGUUACUCUUAUAGACGACUACAACUAUGGAAUAUUAUACAUACAGGACAAGGUGACUGGCAAUUGUCAAAUGAUGCCUAUACCUGAGACAGAUAUGACGGCUAAUAUCAACCAAACCGCUUCUAGUAUAGACUACCUUUGGUAUAAGUUAACAAUAAAAGGACCAAGAGAACUUCUUGAUUUAGAUGGUAACUUUACUUACACUGGAAAGAGAACUGUGCGAGGGCUGUCUUGUAACGUGUUUACAGGCAUCAGACCAAUGGGCGCUGGUACAUUUGCAACAUAUGAAUACUUCGUCCUUGCCGAUGGUUACAAUGUUUAUCCAGACGACGAUCCGGAUGUUUCUCAGAAUGUACCAGUACAGCUGACCAUCUCAAACGACACGCUAGGAAUACACAUUACCCAGACCAUCACAACAUUCAGUGAGGCUCACCCUGAUCUGUCACUGUUUGAUAUCAGCUCAUGCUAUCCGGAGAAUGCAAGUGUUUCGUUCAGCGUGAAAUUUCAGGGAGAUUACAAGACGGGACUGCGAGACGAGAUUAUACGAGAAGCCCACAGCAAGAUGGCGGCUGUAAUGAACGUAUCACCACUAAGAGUUCAGAAUGUGCUUAUCAACUAUGAUAAUUCGUUUGUUUACAUCUCGGCUAAAUUAAUGGACGUUGCUCCAGUUCUGAAACAGUUUACACUAUAUAAGAAGAACUACACUUCAUAUACAUUGAACGACCUAACCUACGCCUCCACUACAGUGUCGUCUCCGACUUUGUGUGCUGCAUAUUGUCUUUCAAACACGAAUUUCGCGUGUAACAGUUUUGAUUUUUGUGCUGAUCCGACACACACUUGCCGACUGAGUAAAACGCAUACUGUAGGAAAAAGAACCGAAACACAGGGUGUUUCAUGUAGUCGUUAUUCAAGAACAAUUGAUGGUAAGAAUAAUUCAGAGGUAAAUUUUGAAGCAGCCUAUGGAAGUUUGAAAGCUGCUGUAUACAGUGGUCAGUUACAGUUACAGACAUUUCUGCCGUACAUGCCCACUCCUGUUUUCUUCAGUGCAGUUGAUUUAACAAUUUCCUACGGGCGGUUAUACUAUCAGGGUGUUCCACAGUUUACAGGCCAGUUUUCCUAUCACCUGGAAUCUACAAUAUCUGCAUCGCAAACAGUUUUCAAUUCGCAUAUAUGGUAUGACUACGAAUAUAAACUAGUCCGGUAUGAUGUUUUGGACAAUGGACCAGUUUCAAAAAUACAUGAUUAUAAUUCAGGUUUAGCCUACAUCAUAAACCGGAACACGCUCAAGUGUCAAUUGUCUCCGAUCACCAACAGCUCAUUUGACGUUCAGGCACCAACAUCUACACAACUGAAUCGUACUGGAUAUGUUCUACAGAUUAAAAACCCUCUUCAGUUGUUCGAUCUUUCUCAGAACUUCGUUUACACGGGACAGAAAACAGUUAGAGGUAUUCUGUGUGAUGCGUAUGAAAACGUUGGGCAGUUCAACUUCGGGAACGGCAAGAAACAAGCUGUUCUCCAGUUCUACUUCAUGGCGCAAACCUGGAAGGAACAGUCUGAAAAUUCAGGUCAGGUUGUCUCUACGCAACCUGUUGGUCUCGUGGUUACAUCAGCCGACUCUAAGUCAACAAUUCAUUAUGACAUUAUUGACUUUAAUGAACAACAUCCAGACUUGACAAAUUUCAACAUUCGACCUUGUUUCUCAUCAGACCAACAAAGACACGUUCUUCUCGAGUUCAACCAAACUUACCAUCCAACACUGGACACACAUCUUGCCAUGUUUAUCAAGGAUGUACAAAUGCAGCUGUCAGUGCUGACCGGUAUCUCACCACUGAGGUUCCAGAAUCCACAGGUUUCCUAUGAUGGUCCAAAUACUUUCUAUAUCGCAACAAUGGUUGAGCAGUCACCAUCUUUGUUGGACUUCACAAAGAUAAGUCAGACUGUUGGUGUAUAUAGUAUGGAUGCUACUUAUGUGGAUGUAAAGAGCGAUUAUGAAUGUGCUGAUAUGUGUAGAAACAUUACCGGGAUCAUCUGUCUGAGUUUUGAUUACUGUCCUUCCACGAAAGCUUGUCAGCUGAGCAAGCGGCACACUCCAGAUGGACGUCUGCUAAAGAGAAACAUCAACUGUGAUCACUAUUCUAAGACCGUACAAACAACAUCACGCCCCGAGCCCACAACAGACCAAGCUAUAACAAUGCUACAGGACAGGAUUGCACAUGGAGAUAUUGUUGUCAACAUUCAAGUUAAUGCACAUACGACGGUAACAUACCCGGCACUGUAUUUCUCAAGAAAUAUUUUACGUUACGACGACGGAAAAGAAAGCAGUGAUACUCCUGCACAUUUUAAUCGCAUCAGCAAAAGAGCUCUUCAUAUUCGAAAUAAUCCUUCGGCUCGAUGGAUACGAUAUUUACCGGUCAGUGUGGACGACUGUGCGACGAAAUGCCUCACGCAUGCCGCGUACGAAUGUGAAUCAUUCUCGUAUUGUUCUGAAAUGGGUCUGUGUCUAAUUAGUGAUAUAUAUCCAGCUGAGAAUGCAUCUGCUUUUGAAGACAGUCCUAUAUGUAACCUUUAUUCUAGAAAGUACUCCGACAGGUAUAACUUACAACAAGGCACAUUCGAAAAGCACGGGAACGCCCAGAAACUGACGAAUGUUGGAACCGUGGAUACCUGCGCUAAACAGUGUUACAAUAGUCUAAAUAAGACCUGCAAAUCAUUUGAUUUCUGCGCAAAUACUAAAACAUGUUAUUUAUCUCAGGGACGAGCGUUAAAUCUUUCUUCUAGCCCACCUUCAGACAAUUCUGUUUGCUUGCACUAUUCACGAAAGUAUUUGUUUGAUUUUACAAUGACACCUGAUAAACAUUUAUCUAGUGGACUAAGCGUUUCCUUUACUAACUCCACUGUAGAAAAUUGUGCACAACUUUGUGUAGAGAACUAUGGAUUUACUUGUAAAUCAUUCAUGUUUUGUGGGCAUACAACGUGCAAUAUAUUCUCUGUUAACACCAGAAAUGUGAAAUCUCAGAUAGGCUCCGCUGCUGUUUGUGAUUUAUACACAAGACAUUUGUCGGCUACAGAUAUGUUUCUACAGUCACAUACAGACUCUUUAACAACACUACCAUCAAAGAAUGGAUAUAGCGCAGGUUCAAUGGCAGCUGUUGCGUUUGGAACUUUGAUUCCCGGGAUGGUUUUAGGAGCGGCAAUAUUGUACUUUACAAAGACAAAGAAAUUAGUAGAUAGACAACAUGAACAUGAAAUGAAAAUAGUUGAAAAUGAACAACCAAUCGGUGAAGAUACCUAGAAAACCUCUUUUGAAAUAUUUAUAAAGAUCUACAUUCGUCAAAUCAAAACGUGAAUAAAUUCAUGGAGAAUCGACGCAUAUAAAUGACCAUAUACUAAAUUUUUACUUUCAGAUUGAAAUUUGUGGAUAUAGGUUAUAUAAUCGUUUCUGUUCAAUGUCAAUUGUGUAUCUACAAUAUGUAAGGAACUAUUGGACAAUCAAUAUUGGUGUCUUUAUGAGUCUUUUUUGACGACUUGAAGAAUAUAUAGCCUAAAAUUUUUAUAUGGUUUUGAACGCAGUGAUAGUUUUGGAAAAAAAAGUAUUUUAAUGCAAUUAUGAUUUUUAAAUAUUUAUAAUUAUGACUUAUACACUAGGAAAAUUAAUAUUGGUCGAAUUGGAUGUAUGUUUUCCUGGUGCAGAUUACAGUUGAUAAAACCAUACGAAGUAAAGAUAUUUAUAUCAAUUGUAAAUGGCAAGUUUGAUGUGGUGGUUUGGUAGCUGUGCAAUAUCAUUAUUUUGUUCGGGUUUUCAGUAACUUUCAGCGUCAUACUCACCCAUUUGUCAAAUUAAAUGCUUAUUUUUAGAAAUUAUGCACUGCCAUACUUUCAAUAUCAAAGUGUAGGUGGGCAAUAUUUAGAGGUUAGUGUUAGGUUAUUACAUAGGUUUUGUCGAUCAAUAUAAAAUGCAACUCGUUCAGUUAUGCACAGGAGAAAAUAAGAAAAAAAUCGCUAGAAAAUGUCCGUAAACAGAAAUGACGUCGUAUCGUUUCAAAGGGCGCAUCAUGAUGUACUACAUUCAUAUACAGACUGUGGGAUGAUCAAUGUGUAAGAAGAAACUUAAACGAAAUGGUAUUCUAACAAUUUCGUAAAGACUGGGGUGUCUCAAUUCAACGAAUUCUACUAAACAAAAAUAAUACAAACAUAACCGUACUCUGCAUAAAUAUAUUUGCUCAUUAGAAAAUGUUACUAAGACAGGUCUUUCUUUCAUUCCGUUACAGUCCGCUUGGCACUACUUUUUCCCAUUAGACAAACACGGAGAAAUCCUCCAAAAAAGUUUUCAAAUAAGCAAUCAUACUGCAAAACACAUCCUAAAAAUAUUUUCCCAAAUAUCUAUGGGGAUUACCAUUAUCCUUGUAUUGUAUAAAUAAUUACUCUACGGGUAACAUGUGUGUAUUGACUGACUGGCUGUUACAAAUGUGACCAGACUUGUACAAAAACGUUUACACUUCAUCAUUUUUGAUAUUUUACAAAGAAAUAUCUUCAUUUUAGCAGAGUUUGAUAUAAACCUAUCUUGAGAAAUUACAAAAUAUGUUAUUGUCUUAAAUUGUCUUAAAUAAUUACAAAUCUGUACAUCCCGUGCAUAAUUUUGGUUUUAUCAAUCUUUUCAAAACCUCAGUCCUGUCGAAAUAUUUAAUGUACUUAACAGAAAUAUAAUCUAUUUGUAUAUCAGAGAGGUCUAUAUACGAGUGUCACAGUUUGAGUAUUUGAAAUAUGUUCACAUGAAAACGGUGUCAUGUGCUGCGUACAAGAUCCCUGUUUUAUAUUUAUCCUCGUUUUUAAGUAUGGUUGUUGCAUUAUAUACUCGAAUUAAAUAUUCGAAAUGAGCUUUCGAUUCGACGGAUAUGCUAUUUCCACGUCGGCGACCGUGCGACCAUACGAUUAAAUGUCUUACUUUGAAAGGAGUUUGUGUCUUCCAAGUGACCUAUAGCUAUAUCUUGCUGACUGCAUCUGCUUUUAAGACAGUUUUAUAUGUAAUUAUGGCUUUGCAGGCUUGUUUCUUAUAUAUUUGUGUUUUACGUGCAAUUAUUUCCUUUACCAUUACGUGUGUAAGGGAUUCGCCAACUGAGGAUAACUUGUAAUUACACUUUCCUUAGCGGAAAAUAGCGGGGAUUAAGAGUGAAUGUAUAACAAUCCAUAAACCGGUUUGAAGUUUUAAGUCGUGUUUUGCCACUGUUUCGGGGCGGUACUUUACUUGUUCGUUUUGUCCUCUUUGUCUAUAUAUUUAUUUCAUCAGUGUAUUUUGUGUACAAGUAUGUACACAUCCAUACACACGCUGUCAUAAGCUUUCUGUUUCAGAAAGCUGCGUUCUUGAAUGUGGCUUCUCCCUUUUAUGUAUAAAGAAAAUCUUCGCGUUUGUAACUGCGAAUGGUGGUUGUAUAACGUCUAUUCUCCAUUCACAAAAUGUGAUUACAAUUGUCUAUAUGUUUCCUUUCUACUUAAACAUUGUUUGAGUUUAUCAUGUGACCAUGAACUAAUUAUAAAUAAAAUUGUAUGUAUGUAAUGAGAUACUAUAACUGUAUAAGUUACUGAAAUAAAAUUAUGUUCUGUUC
This is a messenger RNA of Mercenaria mercenaria, 6598 nucleotides long. RefSeq lists its product as uncharacterized. Lineage: Eukaryota; Metazoa; Mollusca; Bivalvia; Venerida; Veneridae. The transcript has 31 exons. Bases 103 to 4290 code for a protein of 1395 amino acids. The record is from RefSeq and is a predicted model, not a curated record.